UAUUUAUAUUUCUCACAGUGCCUCUCUCUCCCCCCGAUCUCCCAGCAACACAAACCAAUCAUCGAAACCCUAGAACGACGACCAGAGAGAUCGAAUCUCUGUCACUAUCUGCGUGAUCUUCAUUUAUUUUGAAAAAAUCUUCUUCCUUUCGGAAAAUUAUAAACGCCAACGGGCUAAGCAAUAGAAACUCCGUUUCUGUUGAAAGGCCAGUUUUUUUUGACUCGCAACCAAACCGCCAUUGAAAUUCAGUUGGUAACAUAAUACUUCAAACACAGCAGCCUGAAAAUGCCUCGCUAUGAUGAUCGAUAUGGUAAUGCUCGUCUCUAUGUUGGCCACUUGGCUUCAAGGACGCGUUCACGUGACCUAGAGAAAAUCUUUAACAGAUAUGGGAGAGUACGAGAUGUGGAUAUGAAGCGCGACUAUGCCUUUGUCGUAUGUACACCUCAUCUUUUUGUAUCUAUUUUCAUGAUUAUGAUUGUGCUCAAUUAUUUAACUAACCAUUCGUUUCUCAUAGCUUAUAUUAUACAAUCAUGGGUUCCCCUCUGUUGGUUUCUGCACCUCAAUUUUUAUUUACAGGAAUUUAGUGAUCCUCGGGAUGCUGAUGAUGCAAGAUAUGGUUUAAACGGUCGAGAAAUUGAUGGAAGUCGUAUUAUUGUUGAAUUUUCAAAGGGAGGGCCGCGUGGAUCUGGUGGUUCUCGAGAGUAUAUGAGCAGCAGAGGCCCCCCUCCUGGAUCUGGACGCUGCUUUAAUUGUGGCAUUGAUGGCCACUGGGCUCGAGACUGCAAGGCUGGAGACUGGAAGAACAAGUGUUAUCGCUGUGGAGAAAGAGGUCAUAUAGAACGAAACUGCCAGAAUAGUCCUAAGAAGCUCAGCAGACGUGGACGGAGCUACUCAGGAUCACCAGUGAGAUCACCCUCUCCUCGCCGUGGCAGAAGCCGAAGCAGAAGUUUUAGCCCAAGGCGUAGCUACAGCCGAUCCAGAUCCCCUCCCAGGAGAGAGCGGAUUGUUGAGCGUGAGGAGAAGAAAUCAAAGAGCCCUCGGUAUCGCUACAGUAGAAGCCCCGAGGCAAAGAAGAGUACCCCACCUCUCUCCAAGGUGAGAAACCGCAGCCUAACACCCGAGGAGGUCAGCCCCAGGGAGAAAACUAGUCCUUCUCCCAAAAGAGGUAGAAUGGUAUCGGAACGGAAUGGGUCAGAGUACAGCGAGAGCCCCAGGGAGAAGAGCAGAAGCCCUGUUAGCCCCGAUGAAAAGGAUAGCCCUGCUGCUGGGAGGUACAGGAGCCCUUCUGAUGCUUAUGGUCGAAGCCGCAGCCCGAGUCCCAGGGAUGACGGAAGCCCUGUUGAUAAUGAUAAUGAUAAUGAUGAUAACCGCCUUUCCCCAAGAGGCAGUGAGUCAUCUUGAAUUGCUUUCUCGUCACAUAUGUGGCACUUAUGGAAGAUAACCAUUAAUGUUUCUGGUUUAUUUUAGUUGCAUUAUAAUGGGACUUGGAAAGCUAAGGUAAACACAUCUACUUGGAGAUUAGUGAGAAUAUCUGUGACUUUUCAGUACUGAUAAAUGCCUUAUUUGGCCUAUUUUUAUUAUAUCCGUAGCAUCAGUUUUAAGUACA
Cornus florida is the source of this 1606-nucleotide messenger RNA. RefSeq names its product serine/arginine-rich splicing factor RS2Z32-like. Gene Ontology annotation, molecular function: mRNA binding; zinc ion binding. The record is from RefSeq and is a predicted model, not a curated record. Gene Ontology annotation, cellular component: nuclear speck. Bases 286 to 1401 code for a protein of 371 amino acids. Gene Ontology annotation, biological process: mRNA splicing, via spliceosome. The transcript is spliced from 6 exons. Lineage: Eukaryota; Viridiplantae; Streptophyta; Magnoliopsida; Cornales; Cornaceae.